Molecule: messenger RNA, 2754 nt
Organism: Neodiprion virginianus
Lineage: Eukaryota; Metazoa; Arthropoda; Insecta; Hymenoptera; Diprionidae
Product: feline leukemia virus subgroup C receptor-related protein 2-like
Exons: 6
Coding region: 108-1541 (477 amino acids)
Biological process (GO): transmembrane transport; heme export
Cellular component (GO): membrane
Molecular function (GO): heme transmembrane transporter activity; heme binding
Source: RefSeq, a predicted model, not a curated record
AAGCAGCAUUUUCAAGGCAGUAGGCCCCAAGUGUCGAUAAUGAGAAUACGGAUUGAAAUCAGUUCCGUAGCCGAAGUAUCGAUUUUCUUAAAAAGUGUUGAAGGAUAAUGAAAAAUCCACAAAUGACUGACAUUUACGUUGCACAUUCUCUCAAGGCGGAAUUUACAGAGGAAAACGAGGAAAACGGGAACACCUCGAGUGGCAGUCCGUUAAAAGUUCAGGUUUUCAAAAGACGGUGGGUUCAGCUAUUCUUAUAUGUUUUAUGGGGCAUAUGCAGCAGCUAUCAAUAUCCUCAGUUCGUGAUCAUCGGCCAUAUAAUAAGUCGGUACUACGAUGUCUCGACGUUGGCGGUAGCAUCGACCAGCAUCGUACUGAUGGUAGCCUACGCAGUUUUCCUCUUCCCUGCCUUGUUUUUAAUGGAACGGAUCGGCCUGAAGUGGACGGUCGUGAUAGGAGCCGCAUUGACGUGUCUCGGAGCCUGGAUUAAGGUUUUCUCGAGAGCCCCGGAUCGUUUUCCAUUGCUGCUCACAGGGCAAGCCAUGGUCGCGAUCAGUCAGGUUUUCAUUGCUCCUGUUCCGGGAAAACUGGCUGCAUUCUGGUUCGGAAACGACCAACUCGCCCUCGCCACCGCCAUCGGCUGCUACGCAGCACACGUUGGCUUGUCGAUCUGCUUCCUGACCGUUCCGAUUUUCGUCCGAAACCACGACGACGUCGAGAAAAUCGGGCACGAAUUGUCCGUCAUUUACUGGACAGUCGCGAUUGCAUGUUCAGUCGUAACGUUGGCCGUACUUUUUCUUUUUCAGGACGAACCUCCCGCGCCACCAAGCGAGUCGCGGGCGCUUCAAAAAUCCACGCACGAGCGUUUCGACACAGGAGUUUUAGUGUCCUUCAAAAAGUUACUGACAAAGAACAGGAACUUCAUCAUUCUUUGGAACGCCUAUGGUCUGAUUGUUGCCGUAUUUAACUCGACGGGGACAGUUUUGAAUCCGUUGUUCUUAACUCACUUCAAGAACUGCGAAGUUGAUGUAGGAAUAAUGAGUCUUUUGCUGUGCUUUGUGGGUACCAUAGGUUCGUUAAUCAUCGCAUCAAUUCUCGACAAAACGAAGAAAUUCAGAGUCAUCGCCAUCACCGUGAGCAGUUCGUCUUUAUUUUGCGAAAUACUUUUCGCUACGACCUUGAAUAUGGAAAUUAAAUGGACGGUUUUUCUGUCAGCUUCGCUUUUCGGCAUUACUCUGAUCAGUUUCAGCGCGAUUGGAUUUGAAUUAUGCGCCGAAGCGACUUACCCCGAGUCUCAGGCACUAUCGACAGGAAUUUUGAGCACAGCGGGCCAAAUAUACGGAGCUUUCGUAACUCCUCUUAUCCUCAAGGUGAUACACGUUUACGGCGACACGGCUGGACACGCGGUCAUUCUCGCAAUUCUCGGCCUAGGAACUCUGUUGACAAUAUCGAAUAAAAUCGAUUUGCGUAGGCAAAGAGCUGAAGAAUCUGCCAUGCGAUAUAAUCCGCUGAGUCAAGGAGUAUUGCGUAAGAUUGACAAGUGAUAUUGAUUUUGUUAAUCUUCAUCCACGAUUCGAGUUUACUUCCAUUAUUAUACAUAACAACCGACAAAAGUGAUCGAUUGAAAAUUCUUGCCAAAAGUCGAAUAUUCUCGGCAUCCGCAAAUAAACCAUUAGGAAUUGAACGUUGCAGAGAUCAGGAAUCAAGAUAAUUCUUACUCACCAAGUUAGUUGAUUUGUCGUACUCAAAGAACGUUGGAAGAAUUUUGGUACUCCUAAUCCGCACGUGAAGUAUCACCGAAGAAAAUGGAGUAACUUUCUCGCGUCUCACUUGUGUUUUUUAUUUGAUACUAAUUUUAAGAUGAAUUACACGAAUAAGAAUUUUCAUCAUCAUCUUCUAUCCGAAGUUUUUGUCACAGUUUAUCGCAAUUUAUUCCUCACAUCCCUUCCCUCCCCUUUGUACGACUCAUACACUAUGAAUCCCGGAUUGAGGAGACCAUCUGUUCCUGUAUCCCGGCGGAUCUGCAUAUAUGACUCCGUAUUAUUUUCAAAAGUUCAGAUAGUUCUACGUUGAUUAUGAUCGCAUUCGGUGGUUUUCCUAACCCAAGUAUAUUUAGCGAUAGGCAAAAAAGAACUCGUGAAUUUUGGCUAACGGUGAAUAACUGUGUUGGCUGAACAAAACCACCCAAAUAGUAACACGCAUAGCGAUUGCUGAACUGCACGGAAUUACGUGGAGUUUUGCAAAACUGCCCGCCACUAUUGCCACGUGGAAAGUAAGAGUGCAAAAUGAAACCUUCCGUACUGUACUCUCUACAACGCAAUGAAUCAAUCGAACGAAGUUAGUCUUCCGAUGAGAGAUUGCUGAUUAAACUCUGUAAACACACUCACGAACGACACGUAGGCUGACCGCGAUCCGUUUGGCUGCUCUCUCAAAAUCUGAUCGAGAACUGAACAGAGCGGAAGGAGCGCUCCCUUAUAUACACGAAGCAGACGAUCGGGAACAGAAUUCAAACGGAUGCUGAGAAAUACGCGGCCUAGAGGGUAAGAGCGAGAUGGAGCGUUGGGUAUAACAGAGAGAGAUCUAGGAAGUAGAAAACCGAAUCGGAAAAUAUGAAGAAAUAAACGUAUAUACGCGGUACAGAGAAACGUUCCGACAUUUUUUAACAAUAAUAGCUUAGUGAAAGCUGGAAAUAUGCUAAAAGCAAUGAUGUGUCGUUAAUUGAUUUUGAUAUUAUACCAGAAAUUUAAGAUAGGCUGU